This is a messenger RNA of Thrips palmi, 1126 nucleotides long. Its product is annotated as alpha-tocopherol transfer protein-like. Gene Ontology annotation, cellular component: membrane. Gene Ontology annotation, molecular function: phosphatidylinositol bisphosphate binding. The record is from RefSeq and is a predicted model, not a curated record. Bases 83 to 1051 code for a protein of 322 amino acids. NCBI's taxonomy places the organism in Eukaryota, Metazoa, Arthropoda, Insecta, Thysanoptera, Thripidae. The transcript is spliced from 7 exons.
ACACAUACACGCACCGACCGGCCGGGCCGCCGCGCGAGGUGCUCUUGCAUCACGAACAAGGAAAGCCACCGUCUCCUCCACCAUGCCCAGUGCAGUCCAGUCCCUGUCCCCGGUGCAGGGCGAGAUGUCGCCCGAGGAGCUCAAGAACCUCCUCGCGGAGAUCGGCACCACGUCGGAGAACCUCAAGAGGGACUCCGUGGCCCUGAGAGAGUGGGUCAACUCCCAGCCCCACCUGCCCGACCUCACCAGCGAAUACGAUGAGUGGCUCGAGACAUUUCUACUGGUGGCGAAGAACUCCAUGGAGAAGGCCAAGACGCGACUGGACAACUACUUCACGACCCGCACCGUCCUGGACGAGUGGUUCACCAUGCCGCCCGCGCCGGAAGACCAGUUAAUCAUCGACGAGCGAGAUUUCGAGCUCAACGGAUGGCAACCCCGGGUGCUCCCCAACGGCUGCGUCCUGUUCAUCAUGAAGCCCAUGAACACCGGCAACUGGUCGCAGGUCGACAUGAAGGUGCACUACCACCGCAUCGUGCUCCACAUCGACGCCUUGAUGGGGCUCAGCAAGAAGCUCCGCGGGGCGAUCUUGAUCAUGGACGAGAAGCACGCCAACCUCAACAUCGUCACCACCUUCCUGGGGGCCAUCGGCCACUUCCGGAGGGCGAUUAACUGCAUCCAGGACUGCAUGCCGCUGAGGGUGCACUCUGUCCACUUUGUUAACACCCUCGCACCGAACAUGCAGAAGAUGAUCUUGAACGCUGUCACCCCCCUUCUCAAGGGCAAGCUAGCACAGAGGAUCAGCAUUCAUGAAGACAUGAAGUCCUUGCAUGAGCACAUCCCUGUCGAGUACCUGCCACAAGAAUACGGCGGCACUGCCCCAGAAAAACUGGAAGACAUGGCAACAAGCCUGUCAAACUUCAUUGCUGCCAAUAAGGACUGGUAUGUGUCAAGAACAUGGAUGAAAACCAACGAGGAUAGAAGAGUGGAAAAGAAGGUCAUUGGCAGCGAUUCAGGAGUUGAGGGAUCGUUUAGAAAACUGACAGUUGAUUGAUUGUUCCUCAGUUUAUCUGUAUCUUGGGUUUAAGAUCAGACAUAUUCACACAGAGAAAUUUUAUGUCUAUGUUAC